AUGUCAAUAAAAAGUUUACCAUUUCGACUACUUCAAAGACGAGCUUAUACAGCAUUAAGUUAUCACAAAUAUUCAAUCCAAUCCUCAACUGACUCACCCAUUCUAAUUUGUCAUGGUUUAUUUGGUUCAAAGCAGAAUUGGUCAUCACUGGGAAAGGCCCUAAGUAGUCGACUUCAUCGAGAUGUGUAUACGAUUGAUCUUCGUAAUCAUGGAGCUAGUCCUCAUCAUCCUGUACAUACUUAUAAAGCCAUGGCAGAAGAUGUUAUUCAAUUUAUGCAAAGUCAACAAUUACAUGACCCCAUCUUGAUUGGACACUCCAUGGGUGGCAAAGUGAUCAUGGCUACUGCUUUACAACAUGCAAAUCAAGUUUCCAAAGUGAUUUCAGUCGAUAUGCCGCCUGUAGCCAUCCAACUUGCCUCUGAUUUUGAAAGAUAUAUAAAGGCCAUGAAAGCUGUAGAGGAGGCACGACCGAAACGGCAAAUGGAGGCAGACGAGAUCCUGAAGGAGUUUGUACCCGACAUCGAUAUUCGUAUGUUUUUAUUAACAAACCUGAAACGUGAUCCUCACGAUAAAGAAGGUGUGAUGCGCUUUCGUAUUCCAUAUGACAUCUUGGGUCAAUCAUUAGGGGAAAUCAGUGGCUUUGACGUCAUCCUAAAGGACGAAGGUGGUCAUUAUGAAGGUCCUACUUUGUUUAUUGCUGGUGGAAAUAGUCCUUAUUUAAAACCCUUUACAGAAAAAGAAAGUGAAAUUAAAGCCUUGUUUCCAAACUCAAAGUUAGACAUUAUAGAAAAUGCAGGUCAUUGGGUUCAUGCAGAAAAGCCUGAACAAGUUUUGAGCUCCAUCAUAUCAUUUAUUAAAGAAUAA
Messenger RNA from Cokeromyces recurvatus, 864 nucleotides. Its product is annotated as Alpha/Beta hydrolase protein. The transcript is spliced from 3 exons. The record is from RefSeq and is a predicted model, not a curated record. Lineage: Eukaryota; Fungi; Mucoromycota; Mucoromycetes; Mucorales; Mucoraceae. The coding region runs from base 1 to 864 and encodes 287 amino acids. Gene Ontology annotation, cellular component: mitochondrion.